Procambarus clarkii (red swamp crayfish) is the source of this 882-nucleotide messenger RNA. Its product is annotated as protein Star-like. NCBI's taxonomy places the organism in Eukaryota, Metazoa, Arthropoda, Malacostraca, Decapoda, Cambaridae. The record is from RefSeq and is a predicted model, not a curated record.
AUGGACCUCCGGUCGCCUGGGGACCAAGACGAAGUUCUGGCCAGGCUUCGUGGCCCGCUGGUCGCUGACGACCCUCGAGUCCUGGACAUAUUAGGUCGCCAUUACCUGACUCCGCCAUCUACCAGGCCCUACAACCUGUCCCCCGAACCCCUCUUCAAGUUCCUCAUAUAUUUCGAAGACCACACGUUCUUUACAAGCAAUAUAGAAAAGUUAUUUGGCGACCAUCAUGGUGGAUUCUUUGUGGAAGCCGGAGCCUUCGAUGGAGAACAGGUAUCAAACACUCUCCGCCUUGAAAAGGAGUUGGGUUGGACAGGUCUGCUGAUCGAGCCCAACCAUGAGAGCUACAAAAAGCUGACGACGAAGCAUCGCAAGGCGUGGACCUCCAACACCUGCUUGUCGACGGAGAACCACCCGAAGGAGCAGGUGUUGGUCUCCCUCGUCAAAAAAAUAAACAGGAUGUCAAUGCAGGAAAGGAUGCUCGCUAACCGUCGUAGUGCCUCCCAUCUCCUCGGCGUCAAACGCAACACCACCGUUUACGAUAGUUUUAUUGACACGUCAGACAAGUCUUAUUCUGUGGUGCAGUGCUUCCCUCUGGCGUCCUACCUGUUGGCCCUCAAGGUGUCCACAGUGGACUUCCUCUCCCUGGACAUCGAAGGGGCGGAGAAAAGUGUCCUCAAGAAUUUUCCCUGGGACAGAAUCACCAUCCGCGCCAUGGUGGUCGAGGAAGUCCACUUCAAGGAUUUCAACCACCAGUUUGUCGACGACAUGAAGAACAGAGGAUUCGUCCUGAUUGACAAAAAGGGCUUCGAUUAUUUUUUUGUGAAGGGAGACGACCCGAUCAUGAUGAAAGUCCAAGCAAUGCCCUUACCUCCACAAAAUUAA